AUCAGGUCGCUUCCUCCGGGAAGGUUUUAAAAGGAGGAGACUAGAAGAACUUAGCACUUUGGCUGCAGGACACUGUGUCCACCUCCUCACUUCCAGCGUACAAGGAAGGAGUUUGUCAUCCUGACACCCAGGGCUGGCGUGCUAGCGUCCUCGCUUUGGGUAAGAUUUCAGAAGCAUUUCCAGGCGCUGAGCUCGCUGCAGCGAGACUGGGAAAGACGUCUCUCGAAGCUCGGGGCUUCAGGCAGUAAGGGGACCCUCUCCCUAGAAAUUCAACUUCACUGAGCCCCGCGGAUGCUGCGGGGAACCACACCGUGCAAUAGUGGCGGUUCUUUGGGGAAAACGUGAGGCUCUCUUUGCCGGUGACUGGCUGUGGAUUUAUGGAGGUGCCGGGGAGCAGCUUUGAAUAUUGCCACGCACAACAUUGUGCCCACUGAGGAAAGGUCUCUGCCGGCUCGCCUGCCCCUGGGUCCGUGCCCUCGGGUUUAACCAUUCAAAUCUCCCGUGCAUGGCUCUUGCAGCCAAGGGACUUCUGCUGGCUGCUGCCACAGCCUGAUCCGCUUCGGGCCCCCGUCGCUGCUCCCAAGUACUCCACCUAUCCAGAUGGGGUAACGUGACGGAGCGAAACGGCACGUGAGGAGGUUCCCCAAUGCAGAGGCCUUUCUAGAGAAGAGAGCAAGGAAACCGGACGGCACGGAAGGCAGGGAGGGCGGCGGCUCUGGAUUGCACACCCAAAGGAAACUGACACUACAAAGGGAGAUUAUUAUUUUUUAUUAUUAUUAUUUGGCUUCAAGCACAUGGCUUUUUGUGUGUGUUGGGGGAUCUAACACACUCCCAAGAGCUGGGAAUAUUUGCACAACAUUUGUGUUGGGGGGUUUUUAAAUUACUUCCCCCCCAAAAAAAACCUCCAGGUUUUUUUUUUUUACUUCUCGUCCUUCUUUCUUUAUUUCCCCCUGCCACCCUCACUUCACCAUGGCCCGUAUGAAUCGGCCUGCGCCUGUGGAGGUGUGCUACAAAAACAUGCGGUUCCUGAUUACCCACAACCCCACCAAUGCCACGCUCAGCACCUUCAUAGAGGAUCUGAAGAAGUACGGCGCGACAACGGUAGUGCGGGUCUGCGAAGUGACCUACGACAAGACUCCCCUGGAGAAGGAUGGCAUCACAGUAAUGGACUGGCCCUUUGAUGACGGCGCUCCUCCUCCCAGCAAAAUAGUGGAAGACUGGCUCAACUUGCUGAAAACAAAAUUCUGCGAAGACCCUGGCUGCUGCGUGGCUGUUCAUUGUGUGGCUGGCCUGGGCCGAGCUCCUGUUCUCGUAGCCCUGGCUCUCAUCGAGAGCGGGAUGAAGUAUGAAGACGCCAUUCAAUUCAUCAGACAGAAGCGCAGAGGAGCCAUCAACAGCAAGCAGCUAAUGUACCUGGAAAAAUACCGGCCAAAGCAGAGACUCCGAUUCAAGGACCCUCACAACCACAAGAACAAAUGCUGCAUCAUGUAACCUCAGCAACCUCUUGCCAAAACACACGCACAGACACACACACGGAGGCACGCAGGGUCGGACGGUGGAGUUGCGGGGAGCUUGGACAAAGUGGCACUGACCUUUCCUUGUAAAUGGGGCACUCUCUCGUUAAAGAAUCUCUGCACCCCUGGCCAGCUAAGGUCAGGAGAGAAGAUGGUUAGGCAUCUCACUCCUGGUUUUAAUGGACAAAGAAUUAGCCCCUCAUUCCUCCCACCCCACCAAAUCUCCCAUCCCCCUCCUCACCCUUUCCCCAGCUGCAGGCGGAGCUUGAGUUGAUCUGAAUUCUUUGCAUUGAACCCAACUGCAGGAAGAGAUCUGUCCAGGCUGCGCUGCCCCGGGGGUGGGUUGUGGGAGGGGAAGAUGCAGAGAAUUUGUCUGCUGCCUGGCGUGUAACAGCCACAGUCUGGCGCUGUAUCAAAUACGUGUUGGGCCAGUCCCUUCCACUGUUUGCGCUGGAUUGGGGGUUAGGAUGUGCUCUGAGGUUGGGUUUCCCCACUGGUCACGGACAUUCUUCCCCCUCCCUUCUCUCUGUGCUGCUCUUCAUUAGAGCAGCAAUGUUACAUGUCCCAGUGGGGCACAUAGGAUCAAGGGCAAGGGGCUUGUUUUAGUUCCCUAAAGGGCUUCAGUAGAGUUGGCUCCAGUCAGUCACUGGGGGCAGGGUGUUGUUGAGGGAGGAGACGGCGCUGUACAUACACUGCUCCCUGACUGAAUUCCAGCCCUGCACCGAACAUCCCCCGUGUGUCCCGCGGGAACGUCACUCUCCAACAGAGAACUCGGUUCAUUCAGAUUUCAAGGGCUUUCUUCCCCCUCCCAGCUACCUCUCUCCUUUGCCUGAAAAGAACCUGGCCCUAGAGUUCCUUUUCUCCUUCUGAAAUCAAAUGGUCGUCUUUGGGAGUGGGUUGUACACUGGGGCGAGGGGGGUGGGGUGGGAAUGGAAGGGGAGCGCGUUGCUAGGGCCAGUAAAGGGUCUUCUGGCUGGGAGGAAAGGGGCUUAGGUGUGGACGCUAGCCAGGUGUUAGAUAGAUGCAUCCCAGAGCAUAUUCACAACCUCCAAAUAGAGACUCCGGGCCUGGGUUGGUGCUGGGGCUGACAGGGAGGGAGAAGGGGCAGCCAGACAAUUUGCUGUCACAGAGGCGAAGCGUGCGAGGGAAUUGGGAGUUUGUGACGUUUCAGUCUCAUUCUUGGAUCGUAGGAGUUUCCUAUCUGGCUCAGUGUUAGUGUAACUAGCCAGGAUCUGCUUGUUUCACCUUGAAAGCCGCUGGCUGGCUGGAAGACUGAGCAGCUUCCUACACCAAGUGAACCCUGGGGGAGCACCAGGGGGCGGGUGGUGAUAUUUCUCUUGAAAUUUGUCAUCUUUUCCCUUCGGACUGGGUCUGAUCUUCCCCGUGGCACAGCGUCUGCUGCAGCAGCUUCCCGUUCAGGUAGCCAGCCCUCCGCGGUGCUCUGCAGUGACAUCCACCUUUGGCCAUGACCCGUGGCUGGGGCUAGAUACCACUGCCCUCGGGGAAAUAUCAUUGAUGUUGGGUUCUCUCCAGAUGGCUGCAGCUGUAACCCUGGGCUCCCCUGGUGUGUUGGGGAAAGGGCUGAGAUCUUCUCCCUUGGUACACAUGGCCCAGGAGAGGGGAGCACCUCGGUUACAGGAGGAGGCCAGUCCAGCGAAGCGGUGACUCCAGGAGAACUCUGCUUAGGCAGAGAUGCCCAACUUUGUAGGGGGACCGGGGAUUGGGCGCUACUAUUCUGUCUUACCCCUUCCUCCUUUCUAAGGAAUCGAGGAGAGAACGAAUGGCAGGUCUCCUCUUGGACUUCAGGUGUCAGCCAUGUGUCCUUUCCCUAGAGCACUGCCCACGUGUGUCCUGUCACCUCUGACCUCUUUAUUAAAUGCACAAGCUUUACAAAAUGGGAAGACGACGUUUAAUGUGUUGCUUGUCUGAUGAUGAGAAUGGGUGCUGCCGAGGGCAGCUUUUUGCUCGGAUGCCGCCGCCGAGGGCUGGCGGGCAGAGCGCACGGCAAGUGCCCACAAUCCCAGCUCCAUCAUACACUUCCCCUGUGGCUUGUGCACAUCACAUCACUUGUGUGUGUGUGUGUGUCCGUGUCCCGAAAGAAGAGAUGAGAGGGGCUGGGAGGAUGGAUGCAAAGCGCCGAGCGGCCAUCGAGUGUUAGCGGAGGGCUACUUGGGGGUGUCCUCCAGGAAGCUUCCCCUGCUAAUCUGUGUGAAAGCCACCAGGGUUCUAGGUUUGGAGAGGGGCUAGGAAGGGCCAGUCUCUUGCAUGCAGGUCCUGUAGCGGGGAAGGAUUAAGAAACUCUUCCUCCAAAUCCUGCGUCCAUUUCUAAGGGCUCUGCUACCCCGUGUGCAGAGGGGAGCUUGCGCCUGAAGAAAGGGGAGAUUCCAUGUGGGCAGCCUGCUCUGUUUGGAAGGGGCAGGCGAGAUGGACGCAUCCAAACAGAUGCCACUUGCUUCUGCCCCUGGGCUCGGGGAGUGCAGUGCUCCCCUGUGGGCAUGGGGAGGGAGACCAGCUUGGAAACCCCCGGGAGUUUUCCUUUCUCUAUAUGGCUCCCUUCUGUAUCGGGGAGAAUAGGGCCCCGCGUUGCUUCACCGAUCCAUGCCAUUGCUCCUCCCUGUGGCUGUGCAUUUCUCCGAGCCCAGAAAGGAGCCAGGCUCAGAAAUCGCCCACUGCCGGCUUGCUCUUCCCUACCCCCCAGCCGAUUGGGGAGCGGGGUCUCUAAAGGGAUUUCAGUGACACUUCUCAGAGAGGCAGCCCCAGGGAAGGGGUUUUCCCUCCUUCCCAGUCCCCUGGCUGUUCCAGGUUCUGCCAUGAGCCGGCCAGCCCCCCAAUAUCCAGGAACUGGCGAUUGUUUAAAACGGGGGGCGGAGGGGGAGCAGCCACCUUCCCUUGUGGCAGAUGAAUCUGCAGUGCAAGGAGUGUUUGUGGGGGAGGGAGAUGCAGGAACACCAUCCACAGGAUCGCUGGCUCGCUGCUGCACCCGCUCUCUUGUGGGGCUCCGGUGAACCUAGCGAUGGGGAGUUCUCCACCCCGCAGCUGUCCUGAGUCGCUAUCUGAGCAUGCCCAAGCACUGCCAAGGAUAAUUUGCACUGCCCGCGGAUGCUCCCUGUUGUUUAAGGCCAUGUGACAUGGAAGAUGGCCGAUUUCUGCCCUCCCCGCUGUGCGGUGGAGAAUGGAACGUGCUGGCCCGGUGUGAGCGCGGCUUCAGCGGUGCUGCGCCAGCUCCACCCUUCUGCAUGGGUCUGUCUGAGAGGAGAGGUCCUGCCUCUUCCACUGGCCCCUCUAAUGUUGGGGGCAGGCUUGGGGGUAAAUGGAUGAAUUGCCCUCCCCCCGCCCUGUGCACUGCUGUAUGCUUCCCAGUUUGUCAGCGCUAUCGGCUUUGACCUCGGCUGGGUCCCAGCUCAGGAUCUCUGCAAGCAGGCGCCUCCUUGUCGGGCAUUCGAAGCGUGGGUGGGCUCAGCAGUUCAUCUUCCCCAGCCCACUACCUCUACUGCAGCCAGCAGUAAAGAUGGCGCCCUCCAGUCUAGAAAGAGACACUGAUGCCAGAAGAACUCCAAGCAAAACAGCCUGCAAGGUCACGCGUGCCCUGGGCGGAGUCAGGGCCUGGCUUCGGCUUUGGAGUCUGCCUUGACGUGCUCCACGCCAGAGCAACCCAUCGACCCUGCACACACCCUCCCCCAAGUGAAAUCCUUAAUGCAGGCAGGCUGGAGCAUGGGUGUGUGUAAACACAUGGCGACAAUUACAUCAUAAACACCGCUGGGCAUGCUUAUGGGGCGGCUGUCCAGUGGCAGAACUGACGUAUUUAAACACCCACCACAAUAUGCUUUUUAAAAAUGUGUUUUCUUCUUGCAAGGGCAGGAAUUAACAGAUGAAAAAUGGAACAUAUUUGCCUUCCACAAAUCCUCCGGCCUUUCUUCUCUCAUCAGCUCCAUUUCCAAGCACCGCAGGGCACUGCAGCUCGUCUGUCGAGGAACAGGGGCUGGACGUCCCCGCCAAGGGAAAGAAGAAUAUAAAUUUCCCUCCUCCUGAGCAGAACACACGGAAAUGAUGAGAGAUGAUCCACACCCCAGUGCAAAACCUUCCUUCCGGGGAAGUCAACCCAAGUUGUUCAUGCUUAUUGCAUCCCGAAUUGGAAAUGUAGCCCGCUCACCCGCCGUGCUGGUCAAGCACAAAGCCAUGAAUGGAAAGGACUCGGCCCCUCGGCAUCAUUUGUGAUUGUAACUCGUCGUCGUAGCAUCUUCCGUUAAUAUCCCCUGGGGAUCAUGAAUGGGAAUUACAAAUGCUGAUUUCAUCUGCUCCUGGUCAAUAACAGAGACAUGGGACAGAACCUAUUUGCGUGGAUGGGCCCAGAUGAUCAACAAUGCCUGCUGACUUUGAGAGCCUCCAUUUUUGGGAUGCCCAACCUGAGCUGCCUUAAAGGGGCCUUGACUUUCCAGUCUCAAAUUCUGGGCCCCUAAAAAUAGACAGUCGCCAGCCACUCCUGCAAAGCUGUGCCCUGCAGCUUCACCUCUGAUCUCGUAAAGAAGGCUGUAUAGAUUCUUCAGGCAUCUGCAAAGGAACCAGUGUAGGUGUAAUGACUCCAUGCUGCGUGACUUCUUCGGAAACCGUCUCUAGUGCUGCCUCUCAUCUACCCCAAACGCCACCCUGUCACAGAAUGCUCACGCUGAGGCCAAGCCCAGGGGGUUGGUUAGUAGCGUUAUUCCUCCGGCUGGUACUGUGCACUGCUGGGAGACCAUGAUGACCUCAGCUGUGCACCACACUGACCAGUGCCCCAGAGCAGCGCUGUGUUUCUGUGCCAGCAGCUCGUCUCUGAUCCGCCUCCGGAUCUUGGCAGGCAUCUCCCACAAGGUCACUGCCUUUAGAUGGAAGUGAGAUGACACUGAGGUACUGUCUGUCUAGAUAGCAUAGAGAAGGAGCUCUCUCACCAGCCCUGUCUUUGAUUUGCUGCCAGUAUCCUUCAUGCUAGGGGAUACAGUCUCCACACAAAGGAGCUCCUUAAAUUCGCAUGGCGACAUCCAUGGUGGUUCUCCCAAGAUUUCAGAGUCCAAGGCACAGAAAUCCCCAUCUUGGUUUAACCUGACAUUAGCAGGUGCUCUACAAAUCCGCCUGGGCUAGGAGGGAGUAGUGUGUUGCUGAGUCUCGGAGAGGUUAGAGAUGGGACAGACCUGCUGCAGCAGUAGCCCGGAGGGGAUUAAGUUUGGUGUUUAACUGAUCCAGAUUGGAUGCUCCGUUUCUCUCUGGUUUACUCCUGUAGCAUUUAUUUGCAGGCGUUCCCAGUGGCGACAGCAUCUUUUGUGGAUUUGCACUGUGAUUGUAGGUUCUCCUAACUUCUGCACCAUGUCCUAGGAGUACAUGCGUCUCCAUCCAGCCCUUCCCCUGCUCUCUCUGGAAUGCCCACCCAGCUCCCAUGAACUCCCUUUGCGUUUCUCCUCCAGUCCACUUCACUACCAUGUUUCACCUGGGCAAGAAGCCAGCAAGAUAGGGGACUGGAGGGGACGGGACUGGAGGAGAAGGGUGUCAAUCACAAACUGCUGUUGCAGUCAGUGGCAGCAGGAUCGUGCCCUACCCAUGGAGCCCUUGGCAGGGUUGGGACAGGAACAGAGAUCAUCGUGGAUGUAUCAUGAGUUCCUUUAGAGGGCUGCAGAGUUCAGCUGCUGUAACCCACAUCAGCGCCGCUUUGGCCCCGGUUCCUCUUGGCCAAAAUGCCUGGAGUGACCCAAUACACCCCCAGAUCACAGCGGGCUGCCGCCAUGUUGCUGCUCUCGUACAAUCCGUGUACCCUGCUGAUAAAUCCUCUUUUCCGUCACGUGACGGGCCUGCGAGAAUACCGCCCCCCAGAGCUUUCAGCCUCCCAAAUGGGGGCCAGGCCCAGGGCUGAUCAACGGCGGAUUGAGGGUGCUGCCAAUGCUGCGCACUCCUUUGCACUUGUGGAAAUGUUUCUAUAGCGACACCCUGCUGGCGUGAGGUCCCUUUCUCGCCCUCCCCUCCUGACCCUAACCCUCAGGAUAAAGGCACUGCAGCCCAGGGUGAGCAGGGAUGUGCAUCGUCAUGAGUGCUUAGGGCAUUCAGUGUGGCUUGGCGGCACGGGUUCAGAUCUGCUACGUUCCUUCGGGAGGAGUGUGAGAGCUCAGCCUGGUUCAGAGCCCCUUUGCGCCACCACCCCCACGAAGAGUUCAGAGAUUGAAACAAGUGGCUCUUGUUUGUCGCGGUGGGUGUGAUCUGAACUCGGGGGGCAUUCUCUUUCUUUGGAUGGGGACAAGUCGCAGGAUAAAUCCGAAUCAAUUCCAUUGAAGUCAUGGAGCAUGUAGAACUGAGGGGACAGGAGACCGCUGUCUCCGCUUUGCUUUGAAGAUUGGUAUUGUGAACUCCCUCUGAAGGCCUCUGUGUGUUAAAAUGGUGUCCAGUUUUCCAGGUCACUGCAAAACCAUGCUCCCCUUAGCUGCUGUAAUUGGUUAUUGAUGGACACCUCUCUCCUGUGGCGGAACUUGUUACCUCCUUUUGCUAAGUGUGUAGUUCUGUGUACGAGACACCGAUGGUUUUGGUCAGGGAGCGGGGAGGGUUCUUGUGUCUCGGGCUCACAGCUGGUUAAGAAGUGUCAGUCCAACAGAAGCUCUCUGAGGAAAUCUUUGCGCCUGCACAGUUGUUACUUGCAAGUAAAAGGAUUGAGUGGAGCAGA
Molecule: messenger RNA, 8190 nt
Organism: Terrapene triunguis (Three-toed box turtle)
Lineage: Eukaryota; Metazoa; Chordata; Testudines; Emydidae
Gene: PTP4A3
Product: protein tyrosine phosphatase 4A3
Exons: 6
Coding region: 970-1491 (173 amino acids)
Biological process (GO): protein dephosphorylation; endothelial cell migration
Cellular component (GO): nucleus
Molecular function (GO): protein tyrosine/serine/threonine phosphatase activity
Source: RefSeq, a predicted model, not a curated record